AAGGAUGAUAAAAAAGGAUAAGCUAUGGCUGUCAUGGUCCUUCCUCCAUUUACUACACCCACCUUUCCCCAUAUCUCGCCAGUAUGAUUUAUUCAUAUGAAUUUAAACAAGUUGCAGAAAUAUUAGAAUGACUAUUAAGAGGAACAAACGAGACAAGAAAAAGUCAACCCUUUUUAACCUUUUUUUAAAUCUCGAGGUUUUGAAAUAUUGCUUCUCGUGAAGCCAACAAGGGACACCAAAAAUCAACGCAUUAUUAUAAAUAUUAUACGUAUAUAUAGAUAUUUAUAUUUAUGUUUUUUUACGUGUUCACAUUUUUGGGUUUCAACAAGUUUGGCAGUAGUUGAAUUUUGGACGCUUGUGUACUAAUGGUCAUCAAAAGAGUUUGGGGGUUGAGCAAUUGAAUUCUCAGUCUGCUUCCAUUGUUGAAGAUAAUAGAAGGGUUUGCUACCAUUUGGUUUGGAUUCAAUAAAUGGGUUCUUGUUGCAGUGUUAGAAUAAGGGCAGACAGCCCUCGUUAUAAUGGAUCUAAUAGAGAACACAGUAAUGAUACAUUUGUUGUGUAUUGUGAUUUAUGUUAUAAGAUUUGUCAAGAAUCAAGAUUUUACCUUAACCCUCCUCCAUUACUGGGCUAAACUGACGAAAAACAUAGGAUCAAAUUCAAGAUAUGUCGGCAUUGAUGUGAAAGACACAAGCAGCAGUUCAUCGAUUGCGAUUCCAUUGACCCCUCGAAGUGAGGGUGAAAUUUUGGAUUCAUCGAAUUUGAAGAGUUUUGGGUUUAUUGAUCUGAGAGCAGCCACCCGGAACUUCCGUCCAGAUAGUGUAUUAGGGGAAGGUGGUUUUGGGUGCGUUUUUAAAGGAUGGAUUGAUGAACAUACAUUUAAAGCUGCGAAACCUGGGACUGGAAUGGUUAUUGCUGUCAAAAGAUUGAACCAAGAAGGUCUUCAAGGUCACAAGGAGUGGCUGACAGAAAUCAAUUAUCUGGGGCAGUUAUACCAUCCUAAUCUAGUAAAGUUGAUUGGUUAUUGCUUAGAGGAUGAACACAGGCUUCUUGUUUACGAGUUCAUGCCUCGUGGCAGCUUGGAGAAUCAUCUAUUCAGGAGGGCAUCUUACUUCCAACCGUUGUCUUGGAACCUGCGUAUGAAGGUUGCUCUAGGUGCAGCAAAGGGGCUUGCGUAUCUUCACAGCCCAGAAGCUAAGGUUAUAUAUCGUGAUUUCAAAUCCUCCAAUAUCUUGCUUGAUGCGAACUACAAUGCGAAGCUUUCUGAUUUCGGGUUGGCCAAGGAUGGACCAAUGGAUGGUAAAAGCUAUGUAUCUACAAGAGUAAUGGGAACCUAUGGCUAUGCAGCUCCCGAGUAUAUGGCCACAGGCCAUUUAACUGCCAGAAGCGACAUAUAUAGUUUUGGGGUUGUUCUCCUCGAGAUGAUAACUGGGCGUCGCGUAAUAGACAAAAACCGCCCUCACGGGGAACAAAAUCUUAUCGUAUGGGCUCGGCCUUAUCUGGCUAGCAAAAGGAGAAUAUUCCGAGUUAUGGAUGCCCGUAUAGAAGGCCAGUACUCCCCAACUGGGGCAUUGAAGGCAGCUACUCUCGCCAUCAAAUGCCUAGCAAUAGAACCCAAAUACAGGCCGAACAUGAAAGAGGUCGUAAAAGCAUUGGAGCAACUCCAGGACACGGGGAGUGUCAAAACUGAGGCUGUCGAAAAACAUCGUCGAUCAUGUGCCAAAGAUUCGAGUCGUAAGGCUGCUUCUCAUCGAAGACCAUCUGCUGCCACUGUUGUUGCUUGAAGGGGAAAGGAAGAAUUUGAUUGGAAUAUAAUUCUUGAGUUUAGAAGACAGAAAAUGCUUAGCCGGUACGAGGUGGAUCCUAAAUAAAUUGGGGAGUUUUAUUUGCUUGUACCAUCACUUCGUGAAGUUCAGUAUAGAUAACUACUGUGUUCUCUUUAAGUUCUGUAAUUAGAUAUUGAUACUAUAAUUUCAUUAUACAAAGGCCAACAAUAAUGUUUUUUGUUA
Molecule: messenger RNA, 2006 nt
Organism: Olea europaea var. sylvestris
Lineage: Eukaryota; Viridiplantae; Streptophyta; Magnoliopsida; Lamiales; Oleaceae
Product: receptor-like cytoplasmic kinase 176
Exons: 7
Coding region: 519-1781 (420 amino acids)
Biological process (GO): protein phosphorylation
Molecular function (GO): ATP binding; protein kinase activity
Source: RefSeq, a predicted model, not a curated record